UCUCCUUGCAAUAGGAAAAAAAAAAAAAAAAAGAACAUGGGCUUUUUAAGUCUAGUAUAUGUCCUAUUCUUCUUUUUUGGAGACAAAGUAUCCUGCCAAUAUGAAACUUAUCAAUGGGAUGAAGAUUAUGACCAAGAACCAAAUGAGGAUUAUGAACCAGAAAUCCAAUUUCGUCAACAUGUAGAAUAUGGAGUUCCUUUUUAUCAGCAUAGUUUAGGUUGUGCCAGUGAAUGCUUCUGUCCAACUAACUUUCCAACAUCGAUGUACUGUGACAAUCGCAAACUCAAGACUAUCCCAAAUAUUCCAAUGCAUAUCCAGCAACUCUACCUUCAGUUCAAUGAAAUUGAGGCUGUGACUGCAAAUUCAUUCAUCAAUGCAACUCAUCUUAAAGAAAUUAACCUCAGCCACAACAAAAUUAAAUCUCAAAAGAUUGAGUAUGGUGUGUUUGCAAAAUUUUCAAAUCUACUACAACUUCACCUAGAGCAUAACAAUUUAGAAGAAUUUCCAUUUCCUCUUCCUAAAUCUCUGGAAAGACUCCUCCUUGGUUACAAUGAAAUCUCCACAUUACACACAAGUGCCAUGGAUGGGCUGGUAAACUUGACUAUGCUCGAUCUCUGUUAUAAUCACCUUCAUGACUCCGUGUUAAAAGAAAAAAACCUUGCCAAGAUGGAAAAAUUAAUGCAGCUCAACCUAUGUCAUAACAGAUUAGAAUCAAUGCCUCCUGGAUUACCUUCCUCACUUAUGUAUCUAUCUUUAGAAAAUAAUUCAAUUUCUUCUAUACCAGACAAAUACUUUGAUGAACUUCCAAAACUUCACGCUCUAAGAAUGUCACACAACAAACUGCAAGACAUCCCAUAUAACAUCUUUAAUCUUUCCAACCUUAUAGAGCUCAACGUCGGACACAACAAAUUGAAGCAAGCAUUUUACAUUCCAAGAAAUUUGGAACACCUAUACCUAGAAAAUAAUGAAAUAGAAAAUAUCAAUGUGACAAUGAUGUGUCCUUCUAUUGACCCACUACAUCUUCACCAUUUAACAUACCUUCGUGUGGACCAAAAUAAGCUGAAAGAACCCAUAAAUUCACAUAUCUUCUCCUGCUUCCCUCAUAUACAUAGUAUUUAUUAUGGUGAACAAAGAAGCACAAAUGGUCAAACAAUACAACUGAAGACCCAAGUUUUUGGGAGAUUUCAAGAUGAUGACGAAGAUGAUGGGGAUGAUCAUGAUAACACUCCUGAAGGCCAAGAAACAGAAGGGACAGAAGAACACUUCAACCCUCACUACUAUGAAACUCAAGAAUGGCAAGAAAUUAUAUAGGUAUAUGUUUAUGACUUCAUAAAAUUUAUAACUAACUGAACACAUAAUUGUGCAAAAUAAUAUAUCUAGAAUUAUGUAUUAGUAUAAAACCAGACUUGCAUUUAACAAUCAACUGCAUCAUUGCAUAGCAUUAGAACUUACUCAAAUGACAUAGAUCUUUAGAAAUAUCAAUUAGAAAUAGUGAGAAUAAAAAACUAAACUUCAA
Molecule: messenger RNA, 1516 nt
Organism: Marmota monax (woodchuck)
Lineage: Eukaryota; Metazoa; Chordata; Mammalia; Rodentia; Sciuridae
Gene: Omd
Product: osteomodulin
Exons: 2
Coding region: 37-1311 (424 amino acids)
Molecular function (GO): protein binding
Source: RefSeq, a predicted model, not a curated record